AUUUGAUGCCUCCCUUGACAGAAGCUCGUAUUCCGAUGAUGAGACCUGCAGGUAUGUCAUCCUCGGACCAGGCUCGGGCUCGAGCUACAGACAUCCCUUCUUCUAGCGGGGUUGGCACAUCUAGAGGUGGGAGUAGACCGUUUCCUCCGACUCCGUCGAUUCAUCCUCAUCUGGGAUGGCCAGAUAUGCCUACUGAGUUGAUGGCGUGGCAGUAUGGGGCUAGCUCUCCGACUCCGAUCCCACUAGAGCCUCCCAUGCCCAGUGAUCGAUAUGCCAUUGAUCCGGACUCACCGCCGCCAUCGCGAGGAUAGAUGGAGGAGGUGGUUGGACUGGUAGCCACACUCGAGGGCAUGGUCCUACGCAGGGAGGCACAGUUAUCCGUCGCGGGCAUUCAGGUACC
Molecule: messenger RNA, 400 nt
Organism: Camellia sinensis
Lineage: Eukaryota; Viridiplantae; Streptophyta; Magnoliopsida; Ericales; Theaceae
Source: RefSeq, a predicted model, not a curated record